GUAAACAUCACACUGCAAAUCCUACAUAGAUCGAUCAGUAUCACAAUACAUAUUUUGCUUAGAAAGACAGGUACACCCAUCUAUGGCUUCUUUGCUUCAUUCAUGGCAGCUCUGUUUCCUCCUAGCACUAGCCAUGGCCGCCGGCAACGUCGCCGCCGGUGGAUAUUCACGCCCGGCGGUAAAGGGUUUUCAACCCACCCCAUGGACUCUUGCCUAUGCCACUUUUUACGGCGACGAAACUGCUUCUGCUACUAUGGGCGGGGCUUGCGGAUACGGGAACUUGUUCCAGACCGGGUAUGGGACGGAUACGGCUGCGCUGAGUUCGGUUCUGUUCAAAAACGGGUACGGGUGCGGGCAGUGCUUCCAGAUCCGGUGCGCCAACUCGAAGUGGUGCUACAAAGGGUCGCCGGUCACGACGGUCACCGGAACUAACCUCUGCCCGCCGAAUUGGUCGGAAGAUUCCAACAACGGCGGGUGGUGCAACCCGCCGCGCACGCACUUCGACAUGGCGAAGCCGGCCUUCAUGAAGAUCGCCGAAUGGAAGGCCGGGAUCGUUCCCGUCAUGUUCCGGCGCGUGCCGUGCACGCGCAAGGGCGGCGUGCGGUUCAGCUUCCAGGGCAACGGCUACUGGCUGCUGGUGUACGUGAUGAACGUCGGCGGCGGCGGCGACAUCGCCAACAUGUGGGUCAAGGGCGGCGGCGGCGCGUGGAUCAGCAUGAGCCACAACUGGGGAGCUUCUUACCAGGCCUUCGCCACGCUCGCCGGACAACCACUGUCCUUCAAGAUAACCUCGUAUACGUCCCAUGAAACCAUCGUCGCUAACAACGUGGCGCCGGCGAACUGGCAGGUGGGGUUGACUUACACUGCCAAUGUCAACUUCCGUUGACCCUGAUUCUCUCUUCUUUACUCAGGAUCGAUCGUCUCAUAUUCACAAGUAUAAUUAUUGCAUAUCGUUUUUUUUUUUUUUUGGUUUUGAAUUCUAUAUAUAAAUCUUGUGUCGCUGAUUCAAAGAAGUGGCAAUUUUACAUGUCACGAUUGAGGUGGGUUAACUGUACCAAGAUUUAAUGAAUUAGGUUAAUUAAUCCAUGAUUAUCGUUUU
Andrographis paniculata is the source of this 1099-nucleotide messenger RNA. RefSeq names its product putative expansin-A30. Bases 83 to 886 code for a protein of 267 amino acids. The transcript has 2 exons. Gene Ontology annotation, biological process: plant-type cell wall organization. Gene Ontology annotation, cellular component: extracellular region. Lineage: Eukaryota; Viridiplantae; Streptophyta; Magnoliopsida; Lamiales; Acanthaceae. The record is from RefSeq and is a predicted model, not a curated record.